Molecule: messenger RNA, 3015 nt
Organism: Drosophila willistoni
Lineage: Eukaryota; Metazoa; Arthropoda; Insecta; Diptera; Drosophilidae
Gene: phtf
Product: protein phtf
Exons: 7
Coding region: 245-2887 (880 amino acids)
Cellular component (GO): endoplasmic reticulum
Source: RefSeq, a predicted model, not a curated record
GCCCCUCUAACUAUGGUCUUAAACAUAUAAAUUAUUUUGUAGCACACAAAUUUUCGGUCUCUUAAAUGCAAAUGCAGUUCGCGGUAUUGCAGUGCAUUCAAAAUCCACCGUUAAUAAAAAACAAUAGUACUAAAACCGGACCACGAAAGGACAAACCCUCUCCCUGUGUAUAUAAGGGAAAAAUCGAUUGUUUUAAGUCUUCAGAGUGCGUGACAGUUUGCCGUUUUUUAUGUGACUAUCUACUAUGAAAUUGGAUGAAAUUGUUGCAUGGUACCAGAAAAGAAUCGGCACCUAUGAUAAACAAGAAUGGGAGAAAACUGUAGAGCAGCGAAUUUUGGAUGGCUUCAAUAGCGUUAAUUUAAAGAACACCAAACUAAAGACCGAGUUAAUCGAUGUGGAUCUAGUCAGAGGUUCUACAUUUCCUAAGGCCAAGCCAAAGCAAUCGCUACUCACUGUCAUCCGUUUGGCCAUUUUGCGUUAUCUACUAUUGCCGCUCUAUGCACAAUGGUGGGUGAAACAGACAACACCAAAUGCAUUUGGUUUCAUCCUGUUGCUCUAUAUGACCCAAUUGAUCAAUUGGGCCAUAUAUAUAUUGCACAGCAAUCGCAUUGUCCCACUGGUAUAUGAGAGGCAAGUGGCAAAUGCCACAGAUGAUGGCACAAAUGGCACAGCUUAUGUCAACACGGCAGAGACGGAUUCAACGGAGGAGCAUGAUGAUUUACUUAGUGCCUUGCUCAUACCCAGUGCCCUCAGUUUGUUGAUUAGCCUAAUCCACUCACAGAUUGUGGCCACCAAUACUAGCGGGGGAGCUGGGGGAACUGGCUGUAAGGCCAAUAAAAGCAAACUAAGGCGCUUCUCGCUAUCCAAUUUCAGCGACAAAGCAACUGGUACCAGAGAACAACCCAGAAUAAGGCGUCGCAAGAAGUUCGUUCGCGUUCGUCAACCGGAAUGUAAUGAUGUAUCACAACCAAGUAGCAACACUUCCUUGCACAAUAGACGUAGUAACAUACCCAAAAUUGCACCUGUAUCAGCCGCUCCCAUUGUUAGUAGUGCCAAGGUUGAUCUCCAGUUGCCUUCGGUGCCACUGCCUCCAGUGAUCAUUAAACGAAAUGACAAUGAGGAGACAUAUCUCACGACAACUGCCAUUACCACCAUUAAACAACCAAUCGCAACAAGCCAAAGCCAAAGUCUAUCGGAGCCCCUUUUUGAUCUCAGACUAGUGGGAGGGGUAGCAUCCGAAAGUCCCAAAAAACGUAGUGUAAAUUGGCAUACCCCUAUACAAAUCUAUAACACCUACGAGCAGGCCCCAUUGGAGCAGCCCAGCACAUCCAGUGCCCAGUAUGCUCCACGUCGCCAUCUGGGCCUAGGCGAAGACGAUGGCUUUGAGAGCCUGAAUGGCAAAAGUUCCAGCGGCGAAGAUAACAAUCAUUCACCCUUACCCAAUUCGGCAGUGGGCGCAGGACCUGCAGCUCCAAUUGUGGCCAAUCCGCAGCCCAGUCAACUUCAGCCCAUGCGGGAAUCAAGUCAAUUGCGCUUGCGAUUGAAUGUAGCCAACAAUCCUACUACUGCAACAGAUCAACCAACUGGAAAUAAACCAAUUCGUGGCAGACAGUCCAGUACCAGUUGUGAGGAAUCCGAUGAAUGUGAUGAUGAUGCUAUGGAUCUUAUCUCCAGCCCCCCUCAAGAAUGUACCACUUCGGCCACGGAUUGGCUGGGUGUGACUACCAACAGUGAGGAUUGCAGCUAUACCUCCGAGCUCGAUCAAUCGGAUAGCCGUCAUCAGGGUUACAGUGAUGACGAGCUUGGUGCCGAAGUUGAUGUCACUCCUACAACAAUCUUAAAUCCCCACAAUAGCUUGGAUCGCAUUAGCUGCACCAUUUGGGAUCAGCGAGAGGCCAAAAAGGCCCAGCUUUCGGUUCUCGAGAUAGCCUCGUGCAUUAUUGAGCGUGUCGAUAAUAUGGGAGAGACAAACGAUUAUAUUUAUAUAGGCGUCGUCUUCUCAUUUCUCCUCACUCUAAUACCCACUUUUUGCAGGCUGUGUGAGAUUACCCUUGGAAAUGAUGCCGAGAAGGCGAGUGAGAUCAGUUACUUCAACAUGCCGCAAUUGCUGUGGGAAAAAUCAUCGUCAUCGUUCUUCACUCUCUUGAACUUUGCAUUUGGCGAGGCUCAGUGGGUUCGAACCGUAUUGGGCUUGGGAUUCAUUCAGCGACUUUGCCUCACUCUCAUAUUGUUUAUCAUUUUCGCUGUGGCCGAGCGUACAUUUAAGCAACGUUUUCUCUAUGCCAAACUGUUCUCGCAUAUCACCUCGUCAAGGCGUUCCCGUAAGUCUAAUGUUCCACACUUUCGCUUGAAUAAAGUGCGGAAUAUCAAAACGUGGCUAAGUGUGCGCUCCUAUCUGAAGAAACGUGGACCCCAGCGCUCUGUUGAUAUCAUCGUGUCAGCGGCGUUUAUUGUUACUCUCCUCCUUUUGGCAUUCCUCAGUGUGGAAUGGCUUAAGGAUUCGGUUCAUCUACACACACAUCUUACUCUGGAGGCUUUGAUUUGGUCCAUCACUAUUGGUAUUUACUUGCUACGCUUUAUGACUCUCGGGCAAAAGAUACAACAUAAAUAUCGCAGUGUUUCCGUGCUUAUAACCGAGCAAAUAAAUUUGUAUCUCCAAAUCGAACAAAAGCCCAAAAAGAAGGACGAAUUAAUGGUCUCAAAUAGCGUUCUCAAGUUGGCUGCCGAUUUGCUCAAAGAGUUGGAGACGCCAUUCAAGAUCUCUGGCCUUAGUGCCAAUCCCUAUUUGUUCACAACCAUUAAAGUGGUAAUCCUUUCCGCACUCUCCGGCGUAUUAAGCGAGGUCCUUGGUUUUAAGUUAAAACUGCACAAGAUCAAAAUUAAGUAGAGGAAUUAUGGACAAGAUACAUACAUCGGAUCGAGCACAUUUUUCUAGUACAAUAUUUUUCUGUCUUCGAAACUAACGAAAAAAAAAUUACAAAAUAGUCUAAUGAAUAAAUUAUAAGUCUAAUUGAA